CGUCUCCAAUUCCAAUCAAUUCCAAUGCCUCCACUUGUCUCCUAUUGGAGCGAGUCCUCUUGGCGCUUAUAGCCCUCCUCACCGGUCGGACUGUGGCGUCUUGGUGGUUGGGUCGUUGACCUGUCUAUCUUCCCUUCUUCCUACCCGAACUGUACAGAUCUCCAUACUAUCAAAUGCUUCAUGUCAAUCUGGCCAGUACUACUCUGUCUCUACCCCCAACUUUCCUCCCAUUACACGCCUGUAGCGCCUGUAGCGCCUGUAGCGCCUGUAGCGCCUGCAAUCUUACCUCCGGCUCGAAUCAUUCCCCCCCCCCUCUCCUCUCUCUCCAUCUCUAUAAUUUACACAGCUUCACAUACAAUUACAUCAAUCUUGACUCUGCUCUACUAUCCUCUUACUCUCCAAUCAAUCCCUCGUCGUCGCUGUCGUGUGUCUCUUGCUGAAACCCCGUACUACUCGAGUACCCUACUUGCUACUUACUUUAUGUCCCAAUCCGCCAUUCUCGGUCCUACUUUCCUGCCCAACCCGCCAAAAACCAGGCCAAAACCACCCCAAACCAACCAAAACCACCCAAAACCACCCAAAAACCCCCCACAACCCACUAAACAUGAGGUCCCCGCCGCGUCCGACCAAGCUACGACCUACGACCUACAAACUACAGUUUCUUUUUCCUCUGUACCCUACGCCGACUUCCGCUGGCUGUACCGCCGAACCGUACAGUCACAUACCAGCUCCGUACUGGAAGUACUCUCUCCCCUCACCUCGUCAUCGACCCCGCCAAGUGUGGCUUCAACCCCUCCACAAUCAAUCACUUCUCACAAAAAUAUAGGUCUCUUCUCGGCCCUAUAUUGCUCCCCUUCAAAUCCAAUCGGCCUUGUUCGUCUCAUCUCCGUCGCCGGCAUCGUCCUAGCCCUAUUCAUCCAGUUCUUCUUCACCGGCCCCUCGAGCUUCCUCCAAACCCCAAUAAGCUCGCCGUCUUCUACAUUCCGCCCUCCCUCCACGAAUCCUGCACCCGCGCAAGCUGUCUGCGAGUGCCCGCACCCCUUCCUCCUCCCAACAACACACAUCUCGCAAGUGGGCAGCAUGUCUUCUCCUCUUCAGGAAGCCGCGCAGCGCGUGGCCAAGGAGUUCGACUACACCGAUGAUGAGGUGCUCAAGGCGGGGAAACAUUUCAUUACCCAGAUGCAGGAGGGCCUGCUGAAGGAUGGAACCUCGAUGAGCCAGAUCCCCACAUACGUUACCGGCGUUCCCAACGGCACAGAGAAGGGCGUCUACCUCGCCGUCGACCUCGGCGGAACCAACUUCCGCGUCUGCUCCAUCCACCUGCACGGCGACACGACCUUCACCCUCACGCAAUCCAAAGUCGCGAUCCCGAAAGAACUAAUGAUCGCCAAGACCGCAAAGGAGCUGUUUGAUUUCCUCGCCAAGCAAAUCGGGCUCUUCCUCAAAGAGCACCACGAGGAGCACUUCGAAUCGCACCUCCGCCGCCGCAAUACCGCCGCCUCCUCCCCCGCCGGCUACAGAGACGAAAACAUCUUCAAGCUCGGCUUCACCUUCUCCUUCCCCGUCCACCAGAUCGGCAUUAACCGCGGCACCCUGAUUCGCUGGACUAAGGGCUUUGAUAUCGCCGAUGCGGUGGGGAAGGAUGUCUGCCAACUCCUCCAGGACGCGAUUGACGCCCUCCACCUCCCCGUCCGCGUCUCCGCCCUCGUCAACGACACGGUCGGAACGCUGAUGUCGCGCUCGUACACAUCCCCCGGCAAAACCCCCACCGUCCUCGGCGCCAUCUUCGGAACGGGCACGAACGGCGCGUAUGUCGAGAAACUGGCGAAUAUCAAGAAGGGCCUUGAGGGCGCGUACGACAAGUCCACGGGGCAAAUGGUGGUUAACACCGAAUGGGGCUCCUUCGAUAACGAACUCACCGUCCUCCCCACCACCGUUUACGACAGGGAUCUCGACACCGCCUCAGUCAACCCGGGGAUCCAAAUGUUCGAGAAGCGCGUCUCGGGAAUGUUCCUUGGUGAACUCCUCCGUCUCGCUAUCCUGGCUCUGCACAAGGAUAACCUGAUCUUCACCGAUGCCGCGGCAAUCGAGAGUACGUCGCCGUUGAAGACGCACAGUGGGGUGGAUAGCAGCAUUCUCUCUGUUGCGGCAGCGGAUGAGAGUGACGACCUUGCGGCGCUGAGGAAGGAGAUUGCAGUGCAACUCGCUGUUAAGCAGGCGAAUGUUGAGGAUGCGAAGGCGAUUAAGACCAUCGCUUACGCCAUCGGACGCCGUGCUGCACGUCUCUCUGCCGUGGCUGUGGGUGCUAUCGUCGUGCAGAGUGGGCGUCUCGACACUUCCUCUGGUGCGGCUGGCGCAGAGGUCUGGGAAGAUGACAUUGUAGAUGUAGGCGUCGACGGCUCGCUCGUCGAGUUCUACCCCGCUUUCGAAGAGCAUAUGCGCGCUGCCCUGCGGAAGGUGGACGGCAUGGGGAAGAGCGGGGAGAGGAGGGUGAGGAUUGGGAUUGCGAAGGAUGGGAGUGGGGUUGGGGCGGCGUUGAUUGCGCUUGUGGCUGAGGGGGUGAAGGAGACGGUUUAAGCGGUGGUUUAGUUGGUGGCUGGCGAGGGAGAUGGGGAGUGGGGAGGGGGGAAAGAGGAGGGUGGGUUGAUGGUUGAUCUACUAACUGUGAUGAUGGUUAAUCUACUAACUGUGAUGAUGGUUGAUCUACUAACUGUGAUGAUAGUCGAUGACAGAGGGGGUGAGGAUCGAAGUCCUAUGAGGCGUUCUUUCUCUGCACCCCGUUGGGGUGUUUUAGGAUUGCUAGGUUGGGUAUGGUGGGGUGGGGGAAAUAUAUAUAUGCAUUUUAUCUAGCAUUAUCGGAAUUUAAAAGGGUUAUUUUAUGUAUGUGUUUUAUCUGUCUAUUCUUAGCCGAUGUAUGGGGUAGAGGGGAGGUUGGCGGCGAAGAACUCACGACUACGCAGACAAGAAGAACAACAAAUAUUUUAUUCUCUUUUACGGCAAUAUUCUUCCCCACACCUCGCAGUUGGGGGUACCCCUCUCCAUAUGCACACUCAAACUACAUCUCCCAUCUACUCUCUAUCAAAUACAUUCACCCCCCCAUCAUGCAGUAGUACAUACAGCACAUCCCAUAUAUAUCUCCCGUCCCCACUCCCCUCUUCCCUUCCCUUCUCC
Pseudogymnoascus destructans is the source of this 3171-nucleotide messenger RNA. Its product is annotated as glucokinase. The transcript has 4 exons. Gene Ontology annotation, molecular function: glucokinase activity; ATP binding; D-glucose binding. NCBI's taxonomy places the organism in Eukaryota, Fungi, Ascomycota, Leotiomycetes, Thelebolales, Thelebolaceae. The coding region runs from base 181 to 2577 and encodes 798 amino acids. The record is from RefSeq and is a predicted model, not a curated record. Gene Ontology annotation, biological process: glycolytic process; glucose 6-phosphate metabolic process; intracellular glucose homeostasis. Gene Ontology annotation, cellular component: mitochondrion; cytosol.